AGUGCUGCUCGUACCAUGAAACCGUGUGGUUUGGUUCCGUGGGCGCUUCCGCUUCUCGUGGUUCUCUUCGUUGUGCUUAACGUAGUGGAUUCGGAUCCGCACACCGAUAUCGAAACGGCUACCGGCGAUGAUCCUGACUUGGAUAAACUCGAAGAAGACACACCGGACUUUAGUGCCGAUGAUCGGAGUGGAAUGGACCGGAAUUGGAAGCUGUGGGUUUCGCCUUCCCGUCUGACCGGUUUCAAACUGUCAUCGACGACAACUUCGUUGGAGCGUUACCAGCAGAAGUUAGCUGAUCGUGAUUUCGCGAAAGCCACCGCUGGCAUGGAUGACGAAACAAUUUUCCACCUGCAACCGCUCGACUGCCGGUAUUCGGGGCCGUACCGGAGCUUCGAUGGCAGCUGCAACAACCUGUACCACGGUUGUUGGGGUCGAUCCGACGAAACCUACGGCCGUAUGCUGAGUCCCGAGUUCGGGGACGGUCUCGACACACCCAGGAAAGGAAGACACGGCAACAGACUCCCGAACGUACGUUUGUUGUCGACGCUGAUGCAAGGCAAUCAAAUCCAGUCGGAGAAAACCGCCUCGAAGUACUUCACGGACCUGAAUACUCACUUCGGACAGUUCGUCGCGCAUGAGGUCUCGUCCGCCGCUCCAUACUCGGACAAGGUCGUGCAGAAUGGGAAACUCGUCCAAGUCACUCCACCCUGCUGUUACACCACCGACAAAGACACCGAAUGCAACGAAAUUCUCGUUCCGGACAACGACGUCUUCUACGAAAAAGGCCAUUGCAUCGAGCUGGUCCGCUCGAAGUUCUACAAUUCCUCCGAGACGGCCUGCCCCAAGAACAACGCCGUUCCGAAAGAUGUGCGCGAGCAGGUUAAUGCGGUGACGGCUUUCAUCGACGGGUCCCUCAUCUACGGAUCGUCCAAGUUCAAAGCCGAACCGUUGAUCGACGACGACGGAACGAUGUUGAUCGACAAGAACUCCAAGUACAUCAAGGGAGGUCUAAUGCCCCGCAGCGACGAGGAUGGGUCCUGCUCGAGUUUCUAUCCCGGCUGCGACCAGCGCUGCUUUAAGGCUGGAGACGUUCGAGCGUCUCUGACCCCGAUUCUCGGAGCCCUCCAGACGAUGUUCCUCCGACAACACAACAUUAUCGCGAAAGCUUUCAUCGCGCGGGGUUGGGACAAAUGGCAAACAUUCAACGUGUCCCGGAAAAUCAUCGGUGGCAUGCUCCAAGUGGUCGUCUACAAGGAAUAUCUUCCGCUUCUGCUCGGCCCACUUGCCAUGAGACGUUUCGAGUUGAGCGUGCCCACACCGAGGUACGUGUAUCGACCGUCCUUGAACCCGUCGCUUCUGAACGCGUGGGCGACCGCCGCCUGCCGUGUCUCCCACUCGAACAUCGCCGACAAGUUGAAGCGGGAAGGACUCAGCUUGCUCAAGUGUCCGACUCUUGCGUACGAUAUCAACAACAUGGACACGUUCUGCAAACCCGAUACAGACCCAAUCCGAGCGUUGCUGGUUGGUGCGUGCCAGCAGAAAAUGCAAGAUCUGAACACGGUGUACUCGCUGCAAAUCACCCGCUACCUUUUCUCGACACCCUACAAACCCGGCAAGGAUCUGCGGGCGAUCGAUUACCACCGAGCUCGAGACCACGGUAUCCGACCGUACAACGAGUGGAGGAGGUCGUGCGGACUGAAACCCUUCGGAUCGUUUGAAGAGAUGAAGAGAGCUUCUUCGAAGCAGUACGGUCCGCUGAUCGACAAACUCAAGAUCGCCUACCGUAACGAUAUCGACAACGUAGACUUCGGCGUCGGAGCCAUCCUCGAGCCACUGGCGCCGGGCUCCACGUUCGGACCCACUAUCACCUGCUUGUUCGGACACCAGUUCCACCGCUUGAAAUACGGCGAUCGCUUCUGGUUUGAAAACCCUAAAGUUCCGACUGCUUUCACGCCUCAACAACUGAGCCGUCUCCAACGGGUCACGCUGGCUGGUUUGAUCUGCGCGACUACGGACGUCUUACGGAUUCAGAAAAAUGUCCUGCUCGUGCCCGGACCGAACAACCCGCUCGUGGACUGUGCAACGCUCGUCAGAGAACAGGAUCUCAACUUGGCUUCGUACCAUUAUUAGUUUGUUCUCACUCAGUAAUAAAUUAUUGAUGGGGAGAGACGGUGGUGGCGACCUGGUCAUCCUUGUUCACGUCAU
This is a messenger RNA of Galendromus occidentalis (western predatory mite), 2205 nucleotides long. RefSeq names its product peroxidase. The transcript has a single exon. Gene Ontology annotation, molecular function: heme binding; peroxidase activity. Gene Ontology annotation, biological process: response to oxidative stress. NCBI's taxonomy places the organism in Eukaryota, Metazoa, Arthropoda, Arachnida, Mesostigmata, Phytoseiidae. The record is from RefSeq and is a predicted model, not a curated record. Bases 16 to 2130 code for a protein of 704 amino acids.